CGAGUAAACAGGAUAUAGUGUCUCAGCCGGGCGAUUACUAUGUAUAUCAAAAUCGCCUUCUUCAAGUCUUGCAUACUACACGUACCAUGGAAUCAUUUGCCUUCCAGUCAUCAUGGACUCGCCUCUCUGAUUACUCUUUCACACUAUCUUAAUUCCGUACACGACUAGGCAAUUUUCAGCAGAUAAUAAAAUGGCAUUGUCUCUCUUCCUUUCCCUGACUGGACAUUGCAUCUGGGGAAUGGUCUCGACUUCGUAUUACGCCCAGCCUAUCGCACAACGCUUCUUCUCCCCACCCAAGCUUCAAAUGAUCCAUAAUAAUCGUUUAGCGGCCGUGGGCUGCACGAGCGACAAAGCGGCUUGCUUACACGGGGUUGGACGAUCGCCGCUAGGAUCACCGUUGUCUUGAACUUUUUCGGCUGGAGGCCUUAGUUACCUAAUGCCGGUAGAUACAAAAGCAUUUUUGCACAGAG
Molecule: messenger RNA, 470 nt
Organism: Aspergillus wentii DTO 134E9
Lineage: Eukaryota; Fungi; Ascomycota; Eurotiomycetes; Eurotiales; Aspergillaceae
Exons: 1
Coding region: 191-406 (71 amino acids)
Source: RefSeq, a predicted model, not a curated record